UGCGUCAGCGGGAGGAGGAAAGUGGAAGUGUCCCAAGAUGGCGUCGCUCACUGAGGUCGGUGGUGUAGAUCUGUUUCCAUAGAAUUUAGUGCGGAGGGAGGAGGAGCCGCUGUGCAUCAGACUCUAAAUGGCUUCUAAGAAGUCUACAUCAGAUAUACAUGGACCUUUCAGUUACCUAGAGGACGUCCCUUUCAAGAUCGGAGACAAGUUUCGAGUGCCAGAUAAAGUUGGCUUGCCAGUAGGAUUCUGCGUGCCAGACAUUUCACAGAUUGUACAAGAUGUUCACUAUGAUUUCUCAUUGGAGAGAAAGACCAUCCAGUGGGCCGAGGAAAUUAAACAAAUAAAAGCUGCCCAGAAUAAGGCAGAGUUAGAAGCAGAGGCAGCAUGUUCUGAGGCAGAUGCUGACACACAGGUGGGGAACGGCAACGAAGGCACCAGUUUUCCUCCACGAUUCAACCCUGUUCUUGCCAGCUUACAGCACAAUAAUAUUUUAACUCCCACUCCUGCCAACAGCAAUGCCAUGAACCUUAAAGUCAUGAGCCCACCUCAUGUCAACGCAGACUUCAACCCUGCUGACUUUGAGUGUGAAGAGGACCCGUUUGAUAAUUUAGAGUUAAAGACGCUUAAUGACAGAGAAGAAUUAAAGAACAUCCUUGGUAUUCAUGUUCGGCCUACAGAACCAGAAUCUAAUUGUAGCAUGAUUCAGGACUCUGGAUCAUCUACUAACAAUGAGGAUAUCCCUACUUCCACAAAACAAGAUGCCUUUGACUUCAAACAUCUGCGCAAGCCGAAUGGAUUUAUCACUUUGCCACAGUUACAAAACUGUGAAAUAAUGCCCCCAUCUUCCAAAGUGUCCCUUGCUCCCAUCACCUCAGUCAGCAAUAUCAAAUCCCUCUCCUUUCCCAAGCUGGACUCUGAUGAAGGAGAGCAGAAAAUUACAGUAUUUACAGGCACUUUUCACAGUUCACCUCUAUCCAAUGGCACUUUCUCCUGCUCUCAGCCCACCUCCAGUGAACUCAAUGGCCACUUUGUUCUGGGACAGUCCGUUCCCUUAGACAGCAUCACCGGUCAUAAUGCAGUCCAAGCAGGCGGUAUGGAAGUAGUAACCAGAACCUGCGUGCACAGUGAUACCAAGACAGCAGGUCAGCAGGUUGCAGUGUCCAAAGUGCCCCACAAUGUUACCUUUGUAAAGCAGCUCAGCGUGCCUUGCUAUGAGGACCUUCUGCAGGCUCUGUCGAGCAGUGAGAGGCAGUGUGCAGAAACCAUAGUCAGUAUGGGAUACUCAUACCAGCACGUCAUGAGAGCCAUGCAGAAACAAGGACAGAACGUGGAACAGGUGCUGGAGUACUUGUUUAUACAUGCCCAGUUAUGCGAGAAGGGAUUUGAUCCUCUCCUUGUGGAGGAAGCCCUCGAAAUGUACCAGUGCUCAGAAGAGAAGACCGUUGAAUUUCUUAAGCUGAUGAGUAAAUUCAAAGAAAUGGGUUUUGAACAAAAAGACAUUAAAGAAGUUCUAUUAUUACACAAUAAUGACCAGGACAAGGCUCUGGAAGAUCUCAUGGCUCGUGCAGGAGCCAGCUGAAUUCUCCUUGCAUAUCAUUCCGGAUUCAGAUAUAAAGGCUGCUGUGUUCUAUGGGAUGUUCAAAUUGGAGAGUCCCAUGGCCAGCGAUAUGAGAAACCUGCUGGAGCAUUAUUCCAUGUUCUGUUAAUUAUUUAUUCCCUUUACACAAAAAAAUGCCAGCUUUAACAAAUUUACAAGAAGUGCCCUUUUGCUCCCAACUAUUUAAGCUUGGCAAAAAAAAUAAUUAUUCUAUUUUAUGCACAAGACUAGGGGAGCUGAUUUUUUUUUUUUUUUUCCCUUUCUUAUUCUUUGUAGUGGAACAGGGAAAAUUGUAACACUUAAACAUCAAACAUGAGAUAUUUGCGUGAGGCUGCUUUUGUGCUUGUUCUUGAGUACACUGUUGUACCCUGAAAAGACAAUUAUAGUGCAAUGUUUUUUUUGUUUUUCUUCUUUUAGAUAUUUAGUGCUACACUGGUUUAUACAAUUCCUAUCCAGGCAUAGAGUGUAAUCCGACUACUCAUCUAGAAUCCCUCCUCACCUGUCAUUAAGCUACUAGAAGCAUCUGAUUUGGAGAAGGGGGUAGUCGGCUCUGGCAAGCUAUGACUAAUAGUUGGAUCAUUUAAAUGUAUGCUAAGUUAUUUGUCGAAAAAGCUUUAUCUGUACUUCAGACGUCCGCACCAUCUCCCUUCAAAAAAUGUUGACUUCUUUUUUAGGCACACCAAAUUUGAAUUCCAUCGAUGAAAUCAGGCAAUCGCUUUGGAUAAAAUAUCAGUGUGAAUUGUAUUUCUUUAAGCACUUUGUUUUUACUUUCCAUUGGUUUACGUCGCACUGUUAUAGAUUCCCUUUAAAUUGAUAUCUAAUAAUUCAAAUCCUAUAACUCUUUUGAUAGUUCAAACAGUGUAUUAUGUUGUACAUUGUUCAAGAAACAAAAUGUAAAUCAAAGCCUUGAUGAAUCGGUCAUUUCCUAAAUAUUUGAUUUUGCCUAAAAGAGGUACUAAUAAAAAAAAAAAUACUCCAAAAGAAACAUUCUUAAGUUCAAUUUUCAUCUGGCAGUGAUGAAACUUUCUAAUUAAAUAUUCUGCUAUUCACUACUGUUCUAUUAUAGGUUUACCCAUAGUCCUCCUCCUUUUCAGACUUGUGGGAUGACAAAUGUCAGAUUUUUGCUUUGUGAGUAGAACCAUAACAAUGUAAACACACCUUAGUAGAAGUUUGUAGAGGACUGAUACAGCUGGGGGUCAACAAAGGCCCAUAUAUGGUUUGCAGACAGCAUUUAGAAUCUCUGUAUUGCUUCUUUUUGAAGUUAAGAUUGAUCUCAAAAUCGAAGCAAGUUUGUGUUUUAAGGUGCAGCAUUAAUUGGCAAUUUAGUGCACUAGAUUCUUAUUGUAUGUUAAUUACCUUCUAGAUCUAUAACUCAGACAUUACUUGCCCUGUGGUAAAGACUGAGAAGGAUUAUCACUUAUUGGAAAUAUGAACACCAGAGCUGUACUUUCAAGUGUCAUUAUCUUGCUAUAUAAAUUACCAAACAUCUAAUCUGAUCUGGUAAGAGUAGUUCGCUGUAUGCUAGGGACAUCGAGUAAUGCACCGAAGUCCCAAUUUUUGGACUAGUUGGAAAAGUUAAUUUGAAAGGUUAGUGCAAAUGCCUUCUUUCCUGCAUACCUCUUGGUCUGUCCAAAGGUCAAGUUAAACAACUUUACAGUUGCCACCAAAUUUGUUUUUUAAAACACAUUCUAAAUAUUAAAAAUUGAGAUUCCAUUUUACACACCAUAGGAAUAAAGCCCCAGGGUUACUUGUGUAGAACCACAUGUAAAAUGUUAAUGAUGAUAGAUAUCAGAAGUUCAUUGACAUUAAUUGAAAUUAUAGAGGAUGACGGAUAAUUUGUCGUUUUAUUGAUUUGAGUAAUGUGUUUUUUAUGCCAGUUUGCAAACUCCAUAUAUUGACAUUGAGUGGCGAUGUUAUAAUCAACAAGGCACAUUUAAAAGUCGAAAUGGUUCAGAGAAUAUCAUCUCAUGUCUAGAGAGAUUAUCUCCACUGACUCCAGGAAGUGGUUUUCAGAUAUGACCAUGCUGACUUUAGUGUUAAAGGAUGGGAGCGGACACCAAAAUCUGACUAGUCUACUAGCCGAAACAGAGUUCUAAGCCCAAGAAAUUUGUAAAGAAACUAUUUAAGCAGUUUUAUGAACCUAAUAUCUUUAUUGAUAAACUAUUUUAUAAAAAUGUAGGCUAUUUAAAAUUAAAUAGGAUAAUAAAACAUUCAUAGCA
Pelobates fuscus (common spadefoot toad) is the source of this 3816-nucleotide messenger RNA. It is a transcript of the gene UBAP1, whose product is annotated as ubiquitin associated protein 1. Gene Ontology annotation, molecular function: ubiquitin binding. The transcript is spliced from 7 exons. The record is from RefSeq and is a predicted model, not a curated record. The coding region runs from base 128 to 1579 and encodes 483 amino acids. Gene Ontology annotation, cellular component: ESCRT I complex. Lineage: Eukaryota; Metazoa; Chordata; Amphibia; Anura; Pelobatidae. Gene Ontology annotation, biological process: ubiquitin-dependent protein catabolic process via the multivesicular body sorting pathway.